UAAACCAUGUCGAAUUAUUUACCCACAGAUCUCGUGCUCGAAAUCCUCGUCAAACUGCCGGUUAAAUCCUUAGUCCGUUUCCUCACCGUUUCGAAAUCUUGGCGGUCGAUUAUCACCACCCCCGCCUUCAUCGCAUCGCAGCUCUCGAACGCCAAAAAUCGAACCCUCCUCACGUACGAAACCGAACACAAUCCACUUGUUAAAUUCACCGAAGUCGGACCCUUUUGUAUCAAUUCUUCCUCGAAGCACGAAUUCCCCUUCCUAUCGUUUUUGAUAAAAGUCGGCUGUUGCGACGGGCUCGUGUGCUUAUCGGACGACGUGUUCGGCGAUCCUUCCGGAAGCCAUAUUAUCAUAUGGAACCCGUCCGUUAGAAAUCAUACAGUUUUACCGAAACCCACUAUCAAUCCGAACGAGUCCCACAUUGCGGUACUCGGUUUCGGAGGAGUUGCGAAUCACGUCUACAAAGUUGUGAGGUUGGUUUAUUGCAUGAUAAACAACGGUGUUGUUAACUUCGGCGGUCGACCGCAGGUCGAGAUAUUUUCACUCGAGACAUGGAGUUGGCGAAAGGUCAAGACCCGAGUCGAUUUCACGCUACGUGCUUUUUCAGGUUUUCGUCGUCAAGCUUUCCUGAACGGCGUCGUGCAUUGGCUCUCCGUAGAAGAACCGGCCGACGACGACAAUACUACUCGACGUAAUUCGAUUUUGGCCUUUGAUAUUCGCGACGAGGUGUUCAGUGAAGUAAACCUCCCCGAUAAGUUAGCGAGUGCGAUUAAACCGGAGUUGCGUAUUUUCGUGAUCGGGGGACUAUUCGGAGCGGUCAACUACGACGGAUGCGAAUCAUGCGAAGUUUGGGCGAUGAAGGAGUACUGCGUGAAAGAAUCUUGGACUAAGCUAUAUAACGUUCCGUUGCGGUUUUGGGUAGAGAAAAUAGUUGCGUUUUCCAAUAGAGGUGAAGCUCUAUUGUCCAUACGAAGGCGUGUGAAGAGCUAUAUAGUGGCCAAUAAUCCCGAUACUAGGUACGUGAAGAAUUAUAUAGUGGCCUAUGAUCCCGAUACUAGGCGCGUGAAGAAUUAUAUACUGGCCAAUAAUCACGAUACGCGCGUGAAGAACUAUAUAAUGGCCUAUGAUCCCGAUACUAGGCGGAGUAAGGAUAUUGAAAUCGACGGAACUAAAGAGUUAUUCUAUAUUGAUAAUUAUGUGGAAAGCUUGCUCUUGCUUAGAGAAUUUAGUGGAUCCAAUAAUGGAGUUGUGAGCAAGUACAGAUAAAAUUUUAGUUUACGUUACUAGUCUUAAAUUUUAUUUAGAUGUUGUUGAAUUGGUAAAUUAAUUUAUUUUAAUUUCCAUCUUCUAUGUAUUUUUAGCCUUUGACAUUUUUAUUCCUUUUACGAUGAAGAUGGCGUCGGUGAAGAAGAAGGGUUUUUCUUUGAUUUUUAUUUGUAUUGUUUAAUUAUUUAAUUAGCCACAUACAUUUUAUGCAAGGCAACAUUCACUUUUUAUGUUCUCCGAUUAAGAGCGUUUGGAAAACUCUGCAAGAACUCGAGACCUAUUAUGAUAGCUCGGGCAGAGAUAUCGUUUUUUUAAAAACGGUAUAAAAUCAUACGGUUGCGAUUUUCAAACGCCAUGGAUUGUGAUUUGUGUUGUAGUGUGUCAUUUUGCUCUAGAAGUUUCCAAAUGAACUUGCUACUAUCUUUCUGGUUAUAAAUGUGGCGCAACGGGUUGAGAUAUUUUCACUUACGACAUGGAGUUGGCAAAAGGUGAGUGGAGUUGAUUUUACUCUGCAAGUUUUUUUCCAACUAUGGAGUUGGCAAAAGGUUGUGCAUUGGCUCUCAGAAGAAGAGCCGGUCGAUGACAAUAGUUUUCGACGUAGUUCGAUUUUGGCGUUUGAUAUUGAAAUUUGAGGUUUGAUCUAACUAGCAUGUAGGAUAGAAGGAGGUUGGAUUUUCUUACAUGGAUAAAUGCCCUUUAGAGAUUUCCUUAUAAACUGCUCAUGUGUUUAAAAAACAUCAUCACUCAUAUAUGUGCUCUAAAGAUAAAAGUACCAUUUGGAGCUUUAAGCAUCCAACGCGCCCUUGUGAAAUUUCUAAUUGCUAAAAAUAUCUACACAUCGAACUACCAAUGUCAUUUGUUCUUCAUGACUAAUAUCAGGAGUACAAUCAAGCAUUACCGAGAAGUAUUUAACUUCUUCAACGGUUUUCACAAUUGCACUUCUAGUUUCACCUGCUAACAU
This is a messenger RNA of Erythranthe guttata (spotted monkey flower), 2227 nucleotides long. RefSeq names its product F-box protein At3g07870. NCBI's taxonomy places the organism in Eukaryota, Viridiplantae, Streptophyta, Magnoliopsida, Lamiales, Phrymaceae. Gene Ontology annotation, molecular function: protein binding. The record is from RefSeq and is a predicted model, not a curated record.